UUGAUUUCGAUUUCUUUUGUGUUUUCACAUUGAUUUCGCUAUAUAAUUUUCUUUUCGUUAUUUUCUUCAAUUCACAUUAGUUAAAUGAUUAGUUAAAUUAAUUGAGACGAUGGAUCAACUGUAUGUGGAGAUUGAGAUAAGCACACAAAAUGCGGAAACAACAAUAUACACCAGCGUGCCUUCGUUCCUAGCGCUUUACACAUAUCGCUACCUCAAAGAGCCCUCAAAUAUUAAAGUUAAUUUUGUUGCGAGUAAAAUUGACUCGGGAAAGAUAGCUUUACGCAGCUCCCAGCUGCGACGUGAACUAACCGAACAGCAUAUAACGUGUCGUGAGGCUGCAACGCUGCCCGCUCUGAGGGAUCUUCGUCUGCCGAUUUAUCAGCGAAAUGGAAACAUUUUCAUUGCUGGCACCUGUGCCGUCUGCCGGGAGCUCAUUGCCCGCCAACCGAGUGCCCAUUUGCGUCAACUAUUGGGUUUCAAGGGCAGUUGCCUGCUAGCGCCCGCCGAAGCCUCCAUUUGGACGCGUUUCUGUGAGGUGGAUGUGGUUAAUUUGGUCACCCAGCUGCAGAGCGGAGAGCUACAGUUGCGUGAAGUGCCCGCUGAGGUGGUGCGCUUUGAGCAGCACAUGAAUCAACCGGUGCGCAUGCACAACAUCUAUAAACUGGCCCGAGAACAGGCGAAUCAGUUGGGAGAAAAUGGUGUACCAGUGAAGAGGAAAGAUCGCAUCCUCAUCGAGUGCAGCAUACCCAAGGAGCAACUGUUGAUCGAGCAUCGUUUUGCCGAGGGCAUUAGCUUUACCAUUGCCGAUUUAAUACUCUACCCACUGCUCCGACUAGUCUUCCAGCAUUGCGCCCAAAUGCUGCCACAUUUUCCGCUCACCAGCACCUGGUUCAGUGAGAUUGAUAGCUUUGAUACGAACUGCGCCCGCAUACUGCAUGAGUUAUAUGUACCGCUGCUGGUGGCGCCGGCAGAGAAUACACAAUUAUUGAGCAUACCCGACUGCGAGGAGGCGAGCCUCUACAAAGCCGACCCCAAGCGAUAUCGUCCCCGGAAUCGCAUCUACACCAGCCAGUUGGAAGUCGAUGCUGCUCUGGCCAAGCUCUCACAGCUACAGCUACAUUUUAGCACCGAUUCGGAGCAGACAUAUGGCGAACAAUUGAUCGAUUGGCAGGAUAUUGAGCCGACGCAUGCGAAGAGCUCAGCGUUGCCCGAGGAGCGGCUAGAGCGUAAGCGUCAACAACUAGAGAAUAUGGCCAAUGCGGUUGUCUCUCUGGCACAGGCCAACGAUCGCAUUGUUGACUUCUGUAGCGGCACUGGGCAUUUGGCUAUACUCCUGGCUCUAAAGCUGCCCCAGUGUAUUGUGAUUGUGCUGGAGAAUAAGGCAUAUUCACUGGCGCAUGCCCACAAACGGGCCGCGGAGCUGAAGCUGACCAACUGCGUCUUCUAUCAGUGCAAUAUUGAUUAUUUUAUGGGACGCUUCGAUAUUGGCGCCUCGUUGCAUGCCUGCGGCACAGCCACCGACAUUGUGCUGCAACAAUGUCAGCGUGUCCAUGCGCGCUUCGUGUGCUGUCCCUGCUGCUAUGGUUCGCUGCAGCCAAUGCCACACAUUGCCUACCCGCUGAGUGCUCGAUUUCGCCAGGUGCUCGACACAAAGGAUUAUCUCUAUAUAGCACAUACAGCGGAUCAGGCACACGAAUUAGGCACAGUCAAUUGCAAGCCGGAAAUCACGUUGCAGGGGCUGCAUUGCAUGUGCGUUGUGGACACUGAUCGCAAACUGCAGGCGGAGGAGGCUGGCUACAAGGUGAUCCUAACGCGCUUGAAGCCGGAGCAAUGCACGCCAAAGAAUCAUUUGCUAGUCGGUCGCAUUUAAUAUCAACUUUAUAUUCAACAUUCACUGCCUAACCAAAAGAAUAAUCUUAAAAUGUAUGGAAAAAAUAUACUAUGUAUGUGGACAUAUGGAAAAGUCGCAGGUCUUCCAUCUGAAGAAAAAAAAGAACAAAUAAAAGUUUUGCAUUUUUUUAUAAGA
This is a messenger RNA of Drosophila grimshawi, 2026 nucleotides long. Its product is annotated as glutathione S-transferase C-terminal domain-containing protein homolog. The record is from RefSeq and is a predicted model, not a curated record. The transcript has 2 exons. Lineage: Eukaryota; Metazoa; Arthropoda; Insecta; Diptera; Drosophilidae. Bases 110 to 1870 code for a protein of 586 amino acids.